Baudoinia panamericana UAMH 10762 is the source of this 1791-nucleotide messenger RNA. RefSeq lists its product as uncharacterized. The record is from RefSeq and is a predicted model, not a curated record. Gene Ontology annotation, cellular component: membrane. The transcript has 4 exons. Bases 1 to 1533 code for a protein of 510 amino acids. Gene Ontology annotation, molecular function: transmembrane transporter activity. Lineage: Eukaryota; Fungi; Ascomycota; Dothideomycetes; Mycosphaerellales; Teratosphaeriaceae. Gene Ontology annotation, biological process: transmembrane transport.
AUGACCUCUCCCGUCGCUGAAACGACUAUAGAGGCCAAGGAGGCCGAGGGUUUACGAGAUGUCGCAGCAGAUCUGUAUCUUGAGACUAGGCAGUACUCCCGACAGGAACUCGAAGCGGAACGAGCAGUCGUCAGGAAGAAGCUCGACCGCAUCAUCAUGCCAAUGCAGGUACUACCUAACCAUAUCUGCGUCACGUAUUGCCUCCAGUUUCUGGACAAGCUCUCCCUGAACUACGCUUCCGCCUACACCUUCAUACCCGAUCUCGGACUGGAAGGUCAUCGAUACUCUUGGGUCGCAGCGAUCUUCAACUUUGGGUAUCUUUUCUGGGCGCUCCCAGCCAACUUCCUGAUUCAACGUUUGCCCAUUGGCAAGCUCACCGGGACUAUGAUCUUCAUCUGGAGUGUGUUGCUGUGUUGCCAUGUGGCGGCGAAGAACUACGCUGGCAUUCUGGUCUUGCGCUUCUUACUUGGCAUGGGUGAGGCCGGUAUCAGUCCCUCCAUCAUGAAUAUCGUUGCCAUGUUCUACUCCCGUUCUGAGCAGCCUUUACGCAUGUGCAUCUUUCUGGGCUUCAAUGGGGCAUCGACUGUGGUGGGAAGCUUACUUGGAUACGGGCUUGGACAUAUCAAAGGGACGGCCUUGGUUUCCUGGCAGUGGAUCUUCCUGGUAAUUGGCCUCAUGAAUUUCGUUUGGAGCAUCGUCUUCCUACUCUUUAUGCCCGACAAUGCAACUAAUGCAUGGUUUCUCAAUCACAAGCAGAAGGUAGUCGCUGUUGAUCGCAUCUCUGGCAAUAUGGUAGGGGUCAAGACUAAGCAGUACAAGCCGAAGCAAGUAGUUGAGGCCUUGUUGGACGUCAAAGUCUGGAUCCUUGUCCUCAUCGGCAUGGCUACCGGCGUAAUCAACGGCGGAGUGUCCAACUUCGGUAGCAGCCUUAUCCGCGGCUUUGGCUUCUCUUCCCUCAACUCGACUUUGCUGCAGCUUCCUAACGGCGUCAUCGAGUUCUUGAUCGUCCCGACUUGUGGCUUGGUGGCAACAUACAUCAAGGACGUUCGCUGCCUGACACUGAUGACUGUCUGUCUGAUUCCACUGGGCGGACUGCUAGGCAUACGACUGACGUCCCUAAAGCAUCGCUGGAGCCUCGUGGGCUCAAGUUGGCUGCAGGGGAUCGUAGGGGCGCCGAUCAUCCUCUGUUGGAAUCUGCUCAGUACUAAUAUUGCGGGACACACCAAACGCAGCGUUAGCAAUGGCCUUUGGUUUGUGUUCUACGCGGCGGGCAACAUCGUAGGCAGCAAUAUCUUCGACACCCGACAGGCACCCCGGUACUUCUCGGCGCUUACCGGCAUGAUAGUCUGCUACUGCGCAACGAUUCUGCUGGGUGGCUUUCUCUGGGCGUACAUGGUUUGGGAGAACCGCAGAAGAGACAGACUGUUGGGUAGCAACGAGGAGACCAUUCGCGACGCCGAAGAGCAAGCGAUCCUAGACGGGUUCAAGGACCGCACCGACUCGGAGAACCAGAAUUUCCGGUUCAGUCUGUGAAGUAGUACUUAGGACGUUCUUGAUGGACACGAAGACGCAACUUCAUUGCUGCUAGACCUCACCGGGUGCGGAUAGAGCGUAAGCCUUGGCUUUCCUUCCCGUCUGCGUCAAACCCACGGUCUCUGCUCAUUAGCUUGCACAGUAGCUCCUUGCUCGGCCUUCUCAUCGGGGAACACCUCAGGCCCAAGCCUAAGGAAGACGAAUGUGAAAGCCCAGCAUGCACCGAGGAAGGUACCUUUGACAGUUUAGCGUCCUCAU